Symbiodinium natans is the source of this 723-nucleotide messenger RNA. NCBI's taxonomy places the organism in Eukaryota, Dinophyceae, Suessiales, Symbiodiniaceae. The record is from the annotation of a GenBank genome assembly.
AUGAUAUGCUCGGACUCGGCCGUGAGUCAGAUGAUGAUGGUACACCAGCAGCUGCAGCAGGUGCAGCGCGAGGUUCGUCUGCUCCCGCUCCCGGUGGGCCAAGUCCGCCAACGCCUGUGCCAUCAAGACCCGCUGAUGCCAAUCCGGGGCAGCACUGUGACCCGCUUCCCGCAGGACCACCGGGGUCGAGUGCUGAUGGCGGGCCACUGCCUGCCAAUGCAAAGGCAAAGGCGAAUGGAUGCAUUCAUUCCGCUGGACCGUCUAGUCCACAUGCGCCAAGUCGUGCUGGUGGGCCACCAGUCCCAUGUCCUGCCAAGGCCAAGGCCGAUGGAUACGUUCUUCCCGCUGCACCGCCUGCUGGCGCCCAUGGGGCCAAGGCCAACGCUGUGCCCACACCAACGGUCAAAGCGGCCAGAGCGGCCCCGAUUGGACACCCGGCACCAAUGCCAAGUCCUCCCCGGCCCAUGGGGUCAACGCCGCCCUGCCCGGACCAACAGCACCAGCGGACACCCGGCACACAUCGGUGUUGGCCUUGGCAAUGGAUCUGGAUCACCAAUGAACGUGCACGCGGCAAAUGGGCAGAUGACGAUGCCGCUUGCGUAUGUGAAUGUGCCACACGUCCUCCAGCAGCAGCCAAACACUGGUGGCUUCAGGGUCAAUGUCAGUAUCGAGGUGGUCAUUCGACCCUUGCCGCCGCCACGGGAGCCGGAUGCAGAAGCAUGA